GUAAAACCCUUCUGAUGCUGACUAUUCCAUGAAUAAAGUUGUUGCGGAAUAGAAGAGAGAUUCAGAUAAAGCAGAUGCGGAAGGAAAUCGCAAAGCUCCUUGAGACUGGCCAAGAAGCCACGGCUCGCAUACGGGUAAAGCACAUUAUUCGGGAAGAGAACAUGAUGGCUGCACAGGAGAUUGUUGAGCUAUUUUGUGAACUUGUCACCAUCUGGCUUCCCAUUAUUGAGGCACAAAGGGAAUGUCCUCUAGAUCUGAAAGAAUCCAUUUCCAGCAUUUGUUUUGCUGCACCAAGAUGUGCAGACUUGCCAGAAUUGCAGCAGGUUCAAAUGUUAUUUGCUUCCAAAUAUGGAAGGGAAUUUGUCUCAGCUGCAACAGAACUCAUGCCAGACUGGUGUUAAUUGCCAGGUCAUAUAAUUUGUUAUCUUUCAAUGUAAUUCAUUUGUAAAUUUGUCCUCUGCGGAGACCCAGAAGCAAGGCGGAUAAAAAUCGUCUGUUGUUCUCCAUCUCUGUUUUUCCAUGUUUUGCUAGGCGCAGAACACGACACGUGGACGGUUCAUUACCAACGGUCAAGAUGCUUGCUUGGUUGAAGCUCUACCAAAAUCGGGUUGAGGUAAGUGAACCAGACCGAGUAUGUAUGACCCAACCCAACCCGUUAACUCCUCUCUUCUUCUUCUUCUUCUUCUUCUUCUUCUUCUUCUUCUUCUUCUUCUUCACCCUAUUUUCUCAAUGCCCUGAAAAUUUUGAACAGAAACACAGAUCAGAGAUACAUCAGUGAUUGAAACGGAGAAAAAGGAAUGCAAUCGCUAAUAAAACCAACGAGGAAACAAACUAACAGAAAGUAGACAAAUACAGAACCAGGAAAAAAGAGACCUAAAAAUGGGAAACUAAAACUUCUUUAACGGAAGAGUCACUUAGCUUGCACCUACGCAUUCGGAAGCUUCCGGUCUCCCAGUCUCGCCCAAACGAGAGAGAGAGAGAGAGAGAGAGAGAGUACAAACUGAUGAGAAAAUUACUGGGAAAUUAAAAAACUGAAGCAAGAAAUCAGAAAAAUAGAGUCGCUCCAAGAUCAAAAAAUUGGCAACCAAGAAAAAUCGUGAGAUUUAGUAAAGGUAAAGAGAAACACUGCACACAAAUUGUUGAUUUCAGAAAUAAAAAUCCAUAACGAAAAAUUUUCAAUCAAGAAAGAGGGAUCCAUCUCCAAGACACUAAUCCAUGGCAGUCCAAACGAUUUAAGAACGUGAAAGGAAAUAUCACACUUACCGAGUACUUGCUCGGCGGAGAAUCUCUUGGAGACGUCCUUUGAAAGCAUCUUCCGCAAAAGAUCAUUCGCCGCCGGCGAGAUGGAGUAAAAGUUAACGGGUUGGGUUGGGUUGGGUCAUACAUACUCGGUCUGGUUCACUUACCUCAACCCAGUUUUGGUAGAGCUUCAACCAAGCAAGCAUCUUGACCGUUGAUGAUGAACCGUCCACGUGUCGUGUUCUGCACCUAGCAAAACAUGGAAAAACAGAGAUGGAGAACAACAGACGAUUUUUAUCCAAGCAAGGCUGUUGCACAACAUUUCCUUCCUGGAGAGUCAUGGGAUUGUUGGGUCUCAUCUCUCAGUGCUCUUUAAGAGGCAACCGUCUUUGUUUUUUCUGUAAGGAAUCUGUGCUUAGGAACCAACUUAGAAGGGUUGUGGAGAUGGCUUUCUCUGCUGAUUCAAGGAUGUUCUUCUACGCCCUGUCGCCCUCCACACUAUUAGUUCCAUGAGUCCCGAGACUCUUAGGAGGAAAUUCGAGUUGUUUCAGGGAUUUGGUUUUUCAGAGGGCAAUGUUUGACGAUGUUUAAAA
Messenger RNA from Macadamia integrifolia, 1832 nucleotides. Its product is annotated as IST1 homolog. NCBI's taxonomy places the organism in Eukaryota, Viridiplantae, Streptophyta, Magnoliopsida, Proteales, Proteaceae. The transcript is spliced from 3 exons. Gene Ontology annotation, biological process: protein transport. Bases 75 to 401 code for a protein of 108 amino acids. The record is from RefSeq and is a predicted model, not a curated record.